Molecule: messenger RNA, 6181 nt
Organism: Rattus norvegicus (Norway rat)
Lineage: Eukaryota; Metazoa; Chordata; Mammalia; Rodentia; Muridae
Gene: Pcmtd1
Product: protein-L-isoaspartate (D-aspartate) O-methyltransferase domain containing 1
Cellular component (GO): membrane; cytoplasm
Source: RefSeq, a predicted model, not a curated record
UUUUUUUUAUUUUUUUGGAGACAGUUCCAUAUAACCCAGGCUGACCUCAAAUUAAGUAUGUAUUUGCAGGUGACUUUGGAGUACUGAUCGCUGCUUUUACGUGCAGAGCUGCUGGGAUUACAAGCAUGAGCCCACUCGAUAAAAUAUUUUCACGUGCUAAAAUUACUGCCUGGAGUAUCGGAAAACGAAUCCUGAAAGACUGCUAUGUGAUCCCAUCAUGUCCAGGAGUGAUUUGGUUCUAGGCGAGAGAUACAAAGAUAAGCCUAAGGAACCUGACACAUAGCCUCAGUCUAAGGGACAGAGUAGAUUUUCCAGAGCUAAAGGCCCACCAAACAUAACAUUGUACCUGAAAAAUCCCACCCAGAGAGACCCUUACUCAAGUCUUGGGAAAUCGCGAACCCCAGACACAGAGAGACCAUUUUGGAUGUAAUAAGCAAAGGCGAGGUUUAUUACGGAGACCUAUUACAGAGAUCUCGGGCCGACAUGUAACCCGAGCAGGAGACAGAGGUGUCGACCCCGAGAGGCUGGGAAAAAGAGUAUUUAAAGGCAGAGGCUGUGAGCACCAGGGGAUGGGGGAUGUCAAAGGGGAAGGCACCACAAGUUACAAGAUUGUUUUAUGGCUCCAGGAGAUAAGGGGACGCCAGAAGGUUUUAUGGCCCCCUGGUUCCUGGAACAGAGCUACUAAAUCAGGAGAAGGGUAGGGUCUUCAGGUCCUCAUUAUUUUUAAAAGUUUGUCAAAAUUGAUGAAGCAUUUGUAUUUGAAACACCUCUGGUUAGGCUUGGGCUGCCCAGUUUCUUGGAGUGCUCUCUGCAGGACACAAUGGCUGAAAAGCACAAGUAGGGGCUUAUCAGGGUCUGGAGGACAUCUGGUUAAAGUAUGACUCUGAGUAAGGGGGCGGGGGGGAUGUCUUUGGAUGGUUUAUGGCUCAGUCCUCGAUAGCCUGAGCUGGUUUUUGCAUUCCUUUUCUUUAUCUUUAUGGCCUGUUAUUCCUGGAGGCAGGGCUUAGCCCUGAGUUUGUGACUUUUGGGGCUAACUCUUUUAAUUUUAUAUUUCUAAACCUAGAAUUCGUAUAAUUUUCUUUUCAGUACCUUAAACAUAAAAACAAGUUGUUGAGCUGAAAGUCAGACCAAUGCAGAGGUUAACUUUGUUACAGUUUUAAGCGAUUAUUUCAUAGUGGGAAGAUCUGAUUUCACUAUUCUGUUUUUCUUAAACAUUUUACAUAAUGUUACUUUAGGCAACAGCAACCUAGACCUCAAAACCUUUCUUUUUCUUUUUUUUUUUUUUUUGGACAAGGACUUUAUAGUAUGCAGUCCAGGCAGAUCUUGAGCAUUCCAAGUGCUGGGGUUACAAGAAGGUGCCACCACAUCUGGCACGUGCAUUUGGUUAUACAUUAUUACAGCAUUUGGGAGACGUCUUUUUAUGUGCUGGAAACAACAACAACAACCCCCCCCCACAAAACAAACAAACAAACAAAAAAAAAGCAAAGCAAAACCAAACCAAACCAAACAGUCCCAAAGUGGGAACAGACAGGUUUACUGCGGAGGGCCCUAGGUGUAGGUGCUUCCUCUGCUUCUGACCCUAGCUGUCUCUCAACAAGCAUUCCUUCCCGUUACAGGCUGUGGCUUCGGCGUGGACCCAGGAGGCGCCAGCACAGGGUCCAACGCAUCCCCAGUCGCCAGGCAUGGAGAGUGCGCCGGGUCCGCACACGUCCGUCUCAUCACCCGCUACAGAGACCCCCACGGAGAGGCUGGUGUUAGGUGGCUCCGUAGAUCCAGUCGGCACAUCACUGACUCGAAGCGGAGCUGGUGACGAACUUGGUCACCAGACCCGGUGGUCCCGAGCUACGCAGCACACAAACAGAACAGCGGCAGAGUGGGAGGAACUUCAGCUCUCGCGGAAUCUGCAGAAGCCGCCAGUCUCCUGGGCAAGCCUCGCGUUGUUUGGUUAAGGGGCGGGGCGUUCAGCGAGAGGGCGGAGUCCAACCCGGGUAGGGGUGGGAGGUGUUCCCAGGUCCUGUUGACUGGCGUCUUUCUUCUGAGGGCGCCUCGCGCGUGCGCAGCUCCCAGGAGGUGGUGGCGACUAGGGCAGUCCAGCUGCCCUGGUCGCGGGUUGCCGGUCGGGCCCCGCCCUCCCGCGCCGGCGCUGGCGGACGCUGUGCCCGGCCAGUCGGCUGUCUCUGCGGCGCUCCGCCCGCCGCCGGCCUGCCGCUGCUUUGGCCUGGAGGGCUCCCGCCUACGCAGGCUCGUGACGCGGGGGCUGGGACGGGGCUCUGGGGACAGAGCGGCCGCUGCUGCUGUGUGAGCGUCUUCUGCGUCUUCGUUUGUAGCUCAGUUCGUAGUUGGAAGUUGCACUGCGUUUGACGAGCUGUGCCAUGUGAAGUGCUGCGAAGGACUGUAGUCUCUACCUGCUCCGAGCCAGUACCCUGAAAUGUCCUUUUGGAAUAAAUCAUGGGAUUGAACUUCAUUCAGAUGUGGUGGAGUAUGCCAAGGAAAAACUGGAGAGUUUCAUCAAAAAUAGUGACAGCUUUGAUAAUCAGCUCCUAGACCUAGACUAUCCGUCUAAGAGGGAAGCUACAGGGCAAGGCUAGGUCACCCUGAUCUCCUAGCUGCUUUUCAAAAGAAUUAUAUGGGCAAGUUGGCAAGGUCCCUGCUGUGAAUGAAAUCAUCUGUCCAUCUGAAGAUGAAGAUAACCCAACAUGCAGCUAUAAAGAAAGCCACUGCUAAGAUUUGAAUUCUGUGAACCCGCAUUUGUGGUGGGUAAUUGCCUUCAGAUAGCUUCUGACAGUCAUCAGUAUGAUCGAAUUUACUGUGGUGCUGGAGUCCAGAAAGACCACGAAAACUACAUGAAGAUCUUACUCAAAGUUGGGGGCAUAUUGGUCAUGCCUAUAGAGGAUCAGUUGACACAGAUUAUGCGGACUGGACAAAACACUUGGGAAAGUAAAAAUAUCCUUGCGGUUUCCUUCGCACCACUAGUACAGCCUAGUAAGAAUGAUAACGGCACACCGGACUCUGUAGGGCUCCCCCCGUGUGCUGUCAGGAAUCUCCAAGACUUGGCUCGUAUUUACAUUCGACGUACACUUAGAAACUUCAUAAAUGAUGAGAUGCAAGCCAAGGGGAUUCCACAAAGGGCUCCACCCAAGAGGAAAAGGAAGAGAGUUAAACAGAGAAUCAACACCUAUGUAUUUGUGGGUAAUCAGCUUAUCCCUCAGCCUCUAGACAGUGAAGAGGAUGAAAAAAUGGAAGAAGACAGCAAGGAAGAAGAGGAGAAAGAUCACAGUGAAGCCAUGAAGCGUGAAGAGCCACCUCAGAACCUACUGAGGGAAAAGAUAAUGAAGCUGCCACUCCCGGAGUCUUUAAAGGCUUACUUGACAUAUUUUAGAGACAAGUAACUUAAAACAAAGAAGAAUGCCUACUGAUAAACUCCCUUACUCUUGUAAAUGUAGUGUUAAUUAGGAGUUAGAGAAUUACUUCAUUAGAAUGAAUUAUUGCAGAAAAAAAGCAUAAGUUAUUUCUCUUAAUGACAGAAAUGAUGUAUUCAGUGAUUUAAAGAGUCUCUUUCCUAAAAUCUAUUUUUCUUAAGUCUUGAAGAAUUGCUGUUUUGAUCUCAAAGUGGAAUGGGUCAAUAGUAAGAACUUUGUAUACAGUACUCUUUCUGGUCUUCAUGGAUUUGUAGUAUUGGCAAUUGAAUUUCAUUCUAUAAGAGGUUGAUACAUUGUCACACACAUAUAGGCUUAUUUAAAUUGCAGUUUGCAUUUCCGUUAUGCGAGCUUGCUUAUCUAAUAAGGAAAGCAAAUGCUUGUAGACCUAUUUACCUUACUUUUGUUCUAGACAUAUUCCGGGCAACAUAUGAGUGCAAUACUAAUUCAAGAUGCUGAAUAAUUUAGCUUUAAAAACAACCGACUUCAUGAAAUUUUACAGAUCUGAACCUUUAGCUAUUGCCAAAAGGCAUGGGGAAAAUUCCUGCUUCUCUCAUAGAGAUUUUAAGAGCACAGCUAGUGAAUGUUAAAGUAGGAAGUGGCUACUUGACACAACUAGAUUGUAUGGGCCCUUUGUGUUCUCAGUAUUUAAAGAUAAUGAGGUUGUCUUAACUGUAGACUUUGGUAGUAUAUUUAGGAUUGCUUUUCUAUAAAUAACUAUAAAGUACUAGAUUUGAAAAGUCAUUCAUUGUCCCACUUGCCUCUAAAUGCAGACAGUGAGUACGUCACAUUAAGUGACCACCACUUCUUAGGGACUGCCAGUAGCAGGGGGAAUGAUACGGCCAGUUGAGGCAUUUAGCAGUGGAACUGUUCUAUAAGUGGGUAUUUAUUUUUGACAAGGUAGGCCACACUGGCCUCAUCUGCUCUGAGUCUUCCUAAUAUAGAAAGUCAUGGAAGUUGUAUGUAGAUGCCUUUGUGUUAAAUUUUGCUUCAGAAUCAGAGUUGGAUCUCUGGGACACAUACCAAGCUCGUUUGCCUUCAUUCUGUAUUUUGUUUCUUUGAUAAAAUAAUGAUUUUCAUUUUUUGCUUAAUACUACAUUCUUAAGCUACAUAGACUCUCUCCGUGAUACAACAGGCAGUGCAUGCUGUUACUAGUUCUUUCCUCCUAGUAAGGCCUGCACAGUUAUUUCUUGUUAAGAAGCUGUGAGAUGUGACCUACUUACUGCUUAGCAUCACACAGAAGGGAAGAUUUCAAGUGUCUCACUUAUUCCCACCACAUCACUGUCAGAACAGCCUCUCAGAUUCACCCAAAGAAAUACAAUCAUGAUGACUCAAAUGGUGUAUAACUCAGGUCCAGUAAUUCUGCAUAGGUAAUCAGUUAAAACAGUUUAAACAUGAAAUUGAUUCAAAUAUUGAUAAUGUUUUACUAAUGUGAGCAACAGUGUUAUGGAAAGGAUUCAUUUGACUCUUGUGGAAUGGGCCUGUCUAAUUUUUCUUAACAUAAUCGGUAAAGUAUUACUAAGAAAUGCUCCAUCCUGUUUCUGUCCAAGAAAGGAAAGCGAUACCUCCUGCUCCCUGAGGUGGUACUGGGGAUUUAACCGGGACCAGGACCUCCUGCACGCUAGACAAGCACUCUACAAAUGAGAUAUAUUCCUAGACCAACAAAUCCUUUUGUUCUGUCUAAAAAUUUGUUUAAGAAGUUUAAUCUUGAACUCCAGAUGCCCACAUAGUCUUAUCUGGGAAGAUAUUCAUUUAUUUCUCAUUUUGUCACCCAUAUCUACUUUUUCUUAGAGGUUGAUGUACAGAUAUCUGAAAAUAUGUAUUCCUCAAUGAUCUUAUUUAGGAGAGUGUUUUUACUGUCAUAUUUAAAAAUAGAUUAUUUUCAUGCUGCCUUCUGUUGAUUUUGGCAAAUUGUAUAAUAGAUUGUCUUGAUCAUUGCAUUUUUUGUCUUUUAAAUGUAUAUUUUGUCUUUUUAAAUUCAUUUACUUCUCAGGUGUGACUUUAUGGUUGACUUUAAAGGUAUGAAUGAAUGAAAAUUUAAGGAAAGCUGUCUUAUCUAUUAACUUAGAUGCAUUAGAAUAAGAAUAUUUGGGUUUGAGCUUCUUUUUAUUUGAGUAUAGAAAGUUAUGCUUUAUAAGUAAAGAAAUAGCAAGUACAGAGGAAAUAAAAAUAAAUGGAAGAAAGUAAAAAGGAAAAAAACCCUAAGAAAAUGAAACAAAAAAAAAAAUGUAAGCGAAAGCAAGCCACAUGUGAUGGCCAACGCCUGUGACCAGCACUUGAGAGACUGAGGCAGGAAGAAUACUACAAGCUUGAGGCAUGUGUGGUUUCAGAGUGACUUUGAAGCCCGUCUGGGCCAUAGAGUAAGACCAGGUUUUGUUCUGGAGAACAUAAACAAAAGUAUAUGAUAAUUACAGGGAAUAGUCUCAUGGAUUUACAUAAAGACAACAAGAGGGCUUGAGUGGAGAUGUGUGGUGCUGAAGUCUUGCAGAUUGGAGGCAGGGCCUGACAGAGCAUCCACCAUUACCAAAAUCCUUAGGAUCUGGGAGCGACACCAUAGCUGCCAAGGGUCUGAUUUAAAUCUGUUCUACUCACUGGUCAACAUAUUGGACUCUGCUGUUAAUGUAAUGUUAAAAUAGCAUACCUGGUGAAAAUAAAAUACAGGAAGUGUGUUGAGUGUUUGAGAUGAAAGUAAAAGAAAACCUAAAUCAUUGGGCAACUUGGGAGGAAAAUCAUUUCAAAUAAACAAAUCACAUCAUUACACAGCA